Molecule: messenger RNA, 2590 nt
Organism: Pungitius pungitius (ninespine stickleback)
Lineage: Eukaryota; Metazoa; Chordata; Actinopteri; Perciformes; Gasterosteidae
Product: kiaa0930
Exons: 10
Coding region: 139-1380 (413 amino acids)
Source: RefSeq, a predicted model, not a curated record
UGAUACCGGAAGUGCAAGGGGUGUUUCCAGCUGACAACGGGAAGGACCAGAGUCUCCCUCAGCAACAGCAACACCGGCGACCUGCGGAACCGGUACCGGGGAGGGGGGGUUCCGCGGUGUCAUGGUCCCGGCGCGGCGAUGGCGUCCUUCCCCGGUGUGCGCGAGGAGGCGAGCGGAGAACCGGACGCGUCUCUGCAGCAGAUGCUGAAGGCCAUCGCCGACGAGAGGAGCCGCCUCGCCGCGCGACAGGAGGCCAGCGGACUCGGCGGCUUUAAGGACGACCGCAUCGUCUUCUGGACCUGGAUGUUCUCCACCUACUUCAUGGAGAAGUUCACUCCUCGGCAGGACGACAUGUUGUUCUACGUCCGCAGGAAGCUCGCCUACGUCAGCGGGGACGGCAGCGAGGGCAAAAAGGUGGAGGUGGAGGUCUACAGGAGGGACUCCAAGAAGCUGCCUGGCCUCGGAGACCCCGACAUCGACUGGGAGGAGAGCGUCUACCUGAACCUCAUCCUGCAGAAGCUGGACUACGUGGUGACGUGUGCAGUCUGCACGCGCUCAGACGCCGGAGACAUCCACAUCCACAAGAAGAAGUGUCAGGAAGUCUUUGCGUCUCCCAGCAAACACGCCAUGGACAGCAAGGGGGAGGAGUCUAAGAUGAGCUACCCAAACAUCUUCUUCAUGAUCGACAACUUUGAGGAGGUGUUCUGCGACAUGACGGUGGGCGAAGGCGAGAUGGUGUGCGUGGAGCUGGUGGCCAGCGACAAGAGCAACACCUUCCAGGGGGUCAUCUUCCAGGGCUCCAUCCGCUACGAGGCCCUGAAGAAGGUCUACGACAACCGGGUCAGCGUGGCGGCGAAGAUGGCCCAGCGCAUGUCCUUCGGCUUCUACAAGUACAACAACAUGGAGUUUGUGCGAAUGAAGGGUCCGCAGGGCAAAGGUCACGCCGAGAUGGCCGUCAGCAGGGUGCCGACGGGCGACACCUCCCCCUGCGGCACCGAGGAGGACCAGGCCUCCCCCGCGCACGAGAGGGUGACGUCCUUCAGCACGCCCCCGACCCCGGAGAGGACACGCCCCUCCUUCUUCUCGCCGUCGCUCAGGCGCAAAGCGCCGCGCAACCAAGAGAUGAAGAAGUCCCACUCGGCCAAUGACAGCGAGGAGUUCUUCAGGGAGGAGGACGACGAAGACCUCCACACCUCCUCUAACCUGCGCUCCCGCUCCCUGUCGGGCACCGGCCGCUCUCUGGUCGGCUCGUGGCUCAAACUGAACCGGGCGGAGGACUACUUCCUGCUGUACUCCCACCUGACCUACGUCACGCUGCCGCUGCACCGCAUCACCGCAGACAUCCUGGAGGUGCGGCAGAAGCCCGUCCUGAUGACGUAGCAGCGCUGACUCAGCACCUCCUCAAAGUGCCUGCAGGAGACCAACCAGCCGUCCAGGAAGUGCCUCUCCUUCUGCUGCUCUUCCAGGCCGCCGGGUCACGUGACCCGCAGGCCGAAAGGCCAUUGGCCGGGUUUCCUGGUAGAUUUGUGCUGCUUCGCUCAGAGACUCGAGUCGUGCUUUUAUCUCGUGACGUGUUUUUGUACGAGAGGAAACAGGAAGUGACCCUUUCACAACAAGAGUAUUCGUGUUGUCAUCACGCCGUCUGACAUCAUGUGACCAGCAGUUAUUAUUCACUAGUUUUAUUAAACCUUCAUUAUAACAACUUUAAAGAAAACAAAAAUGACUGAUUCAUAAUUUUACAAAUAAAAAGUCUGAGAAACGCGAGAAUAUUAUUAAAUCCUCCAAAGUACAUUUUGUUUGGAAUAAUAAACAUAUUUCAACCAGCAGCAACAAUUACGUCAAAUAUGUGUAAUUCAAACAAUGAUCUAACAGACGAGCAUUAAAUUAUAAUCACAUUGUUACUCUUUGAACAGUUUAAAAUGUAUAAAGCAACAAACACUCCUUUUUAUUUUAAUAUAAGUGCAGAAAUAAAACCACAUUGAUUGUAGUUUAGAAGUUGAUCCAGUGGAGAAAAGACCCACAAUGCAUCACUCUGAGCAAAAUAACACCACUCACUAAAUCAAGCUUUUAUCAUCAAAUGUUAACGUCUUUUUCCUGUAAAUCCAGUGUUUUGAUUAUUUUAAAUAUUCAGCUGACGAUAAAAGGGAAAAGUUUCAAACUCAAUUAUUUAUGAUUAUUGAUCGUAUAGAUUCCAAAUGGAUCUGACAAAUGACUAAUUACUUAUUGAUCACUGUUCAGUUAUUUGUUGCGUUCAUUUGAUGUUAAAAUAUAAAUCAGCUUUUUGGCUCAAUAUUUAUUAAAUUAUGAAUCAAAAUUAGAAAAACCGAUCGGUUGUUGUUGUUUUUUUAACCUUUGAGAAGAAUCUGAAGUCUGCUGUUUGCUCUUCCUCAUCCUCUUCCUCCGGCUGAAUGUAUUGACAUUGAUUGACAGGUGGACCUGAGAGGCUUUUUGUAAACAGACACGUUGUCUCACUGUUGUUGUUCCAUUUUAAUGUUUAUUUAUGUGUUAAAUUCACUUUAACAGAAACACGACUUGUUUUAUUGAUUCAGCAUAAAACACUUUUCUGUAAAUAAAUAUUAAUAAACCUUUG